AAGGCGAUGAGCUCGCAGCGCGGCAACGUGUCACGGCGGCGGCCGCAGCGCUACCAGAACGCGCACGGCUUCCGCAACGACAAGUACGACACGAGCGCCCGGCAGAAGAAAAUAAAUGCCAAGCUUCAUGAUGGAGUGUGUCAACAUUGUAAAGGUAUCUUGGAGUGGCGGGUAAAAUUCAGCAAGUAUAAACUACUAUCCCAACCCAAGAAAUGUGUCAAAUGCCUCCAGAAAGCUGUAAAAGAUCCUUACCAUAUUAUUUGCCGACCCUGUGCUUGUAAGCUAGGAAUUUGUGCUAAAUGUGGAAAAGAAGAAGACAUUGUAAUUCCGAUUCAUGAAGAACAAGAGAGAACUGAGAGUAAGGCUGUUGAAAAUGGCCAAGAGAGAAGUGAAUUGGAGGAUGAAGUGGAUUUUGAAGCAAACUCCAGUAGUACAGACAAUGAUGAAGAUUCUGAUGUGCUUGAAGAAAGAUUUAAAAGCAUGAAUUUUGRAAGGACAGAUGUCUAAAUGUUUCUGCUCCAGAAAGAGAAUAAAUUAAAAUAUAGUAAGCUGAUAUUUGCCUUGAAUUUCUGUUCAGAAAGCCUGGUUUGACCUAUACAGUCCUUGCCGAUACAAGUUGCCACUUUGUCCAUUGAUGCUUGUUUUGGAAAGAGGGGAAGAGGAGGGGCAUUAAUAAAUAUAUAUGCCCAUAUUAAAGCAGGCAUUCUUGUGUAAAGAUUCAGAACUUGAAUCUUCAAGCAUUUUGGAAUCUUCAAGUUUUUUGGAUAUAUAUGACAACUUCUUUGUCUCUGGAAUAAAGUCUCUUUGUGGAAUUGUUCAAAAUUCAAUAUUAUGUGACUGUUAUAUAGCCACUUGGAAAGCUAUGUGGAAAACAUGUAGUGUACAUAUAAAGGGUCCUGUCAUAAAAAGGGAAAAGCUAAACCAGCUAUGGCAGUUUUCUGAAGGAAAAACUUGAGACUGUGUUMGUGAGCUUCCAAACAGAGCUGAGAAGUCAAGUGCCUGUCACUGUCUUGCCUGCUGCUUUUUUGCAUGCAGAAAGGGCCUGAAUGCCAUCUUUGUUGCAGUUCAUGAGCAUUUUAUAUUUAUUUACUCUAUACAGAUAUAGAUUUAAAG
This is a messenger RNA of Nothoprocta perdicaria, 1113 nucleotides long. It is a transcript of the gene CUNH9orf85, whose product is annotated as chromosome unknown C9orf85 homolog. The transcript is spliced from 4 exons. The coding region runs from base 7 to 507 and encodes 166 amino acids. The record is from RefSeq and is a predicted model, not a curated record. Lineage: Eukaryota; Metazoa; Chordata; Aves; Tinamiformes; Tinamidae.